GAAAGAGGGCUUAGUUUUGCAUGUUCCCAUCCAUCGUGCACGACGCGAAAGGCCCCUUAUCCACAUCUCCUGUGUACAAGGAACACCUCCACGGUGAUCAGCCUCUGCCUCGUGUUUGUCUUGUGGAGAAGCAGCAGCAGCACCUUUUCCAGGAGUGCUUUAUUCAACUCGAGUCCUGACGCUUUUGGACGCGGUGCUUCGGGGAUGUCGGCACUUUGAGAGCUGCAGCAUCACCCAAACAACCCAAACAACUGCCAUCGAUUUUUCUGUGAAUAGCAACAAAAAAACAAAACAGAAAAAACAAAAAAACAAAGAGGAACAAUAGCAACAAAAAAAAAUCGCGUCUAUUGAACAAUUCACGUUUUUUUUCUUCUUCUUGUUCCCCUGUCUGUGGAUAGCACUCCAACUAAGUACGGCACUUUGAGACUUGUUCACAUCGUUCCAAGUCAGGACAGACAGAAGAGGGAGACGAGACCUGUGGACCAGCCGUUCCCUCGCACCGCUCGCGACUGAUCCCGCAAAACCCUGAAGGAUACCGCGUGUGGACGUUUAUUUACCCUCAUUUCGCAGGAGGCUCCCCCUUUUGCACGCAAAUUGUCCUAAAUGUUUGGGAUUCAGGAAACUAUAUCGCGGGGUGGCACCACGAUGAAGGAGGAACCGCUCGGUGGGCUCAAUUCGGUCCGCUCGUGGAUGCACACAGCUGGGGUGGUGGACGCGAACACAGCCGCCCAAAGCGGUGUUGGCUUGGCACGGGCACAUUAUGAAAAGCAGCCCCCCUCCAACCUCAGAAAAUCCAAUUUUUUCCAUUUCGUCCUGGCCCUGUACGACAGACAGGGUCAGCCUGUGGAGAUCGAGAGGACAGCUUUUGUGGACUUUGUGGAGAAAGACAAAGAACCAAACAGUGAAAAAACUAACAAUGGGAUACAUUACAAACUACAGUUAUUGUACAGCAAUGGAGUCAGGACAGAACAGGAUCUUUACAUACGGUUAAUCGAUUCAAUGACAAAGCAGGCGAUAGUGUACGAAGGCCAAGACAAGAACCCAGAAAUGUGUCGAGUUCUCCUUACCCACGAGAUAAUGUGCAGCCGGUGCUGCGACAAGAAAAGCUGUGGGAACCGAAACGAGACUCCUUCAGACCCUGUGAUCAUCGACCGAUUCUUCCUCAAAUUCUUCCUCAAGUGCAAUCAGAACUGUCUGAAGAAUGCAGGGAACCCAAGAGACAUGCGCCGAUUCCAGGUCGUCGUUUGCACGACGGUCAACGUGGACGGCCAUGUCCUGGCUGUCUCGGACAACAUGUUCGUACACAACAACUCCAAGCACGGGCGAAGGGCUCGCAGACUCGACCCUUCAGAAGCAGCCACCCCGUGCAUCAAGGCCAUCAGCCCGAGCGAGGGAUGGACCACAGGGGGCGCCACCGUCAUCAUCAUAGGGGACAACUUCUUCGACGGCCUGCAGGUUGUCUUCGGGACCAUGCUCGUAUGGAGCGAGUUGAUCACCCCCCACGCCAUCCGGGUGCAGACCCCACCCAGGCACAUCCCCGGGGUGGUGGAAGUCACGCUGUCCUACAAGUCCAAGCAGUUCUGCAAAGGAGCCCCUGGGAGAUUUGUCUACACCGCGUUGAACGAGCCCACCAUUGAUUACGGUUUCCAGCGGCUGCAGAAGGUGAUCCCCAGGCACCCGGGAGACCCCGAGAGGUUACCAAAGGAGGUCUUGCUGAAGAGAGCAGCUGACCUUGUUGAAGCCCUCUAUGGAAUGCCUCACAACAACCAGGAGAUCAUCCUGAAGAGGGCGGCCGACAUCGCCGAGGCGCUCUACAGCGUUCCCCGCAACCACAACCAGAUCCCGUCGCUCGCCAACACUGCCUCCCACGGCAUGAUGGGAGUGAACUCCUUCAGCAGCCAGCUGGCCGUCAACGUGUCCGAGGCCCAGGGCAACGACCAAGGUGGGCACGGACGCUACAGCCGGAACACCAGCAGCGUGUCCCCCCGAGGCUACAUCUCCAGCACCACCCCGCAGCAGUCCAGCUACAACACCGUCAGCAACAGCAUGAACGGCUACGGCAACGCUGGCAUGAACCUCGGGGUCCCCAGCUCCCCGGGCUUCCUCAAUGGCUCCUCCGCCAACUCCCCGUAUGGAAUUAAACAAAAGAGCGCCUUCGCUCCUGUGGUCCGACCUCAGGCAUCCCCCCCCCCCUCCUGCACCAGUGCCAACGGCAACGGACUGCAAGGUGAGCAUCCCUCACCCCCCCAUCCUUUCCCUACGGACUACUGGUCAGACACCGCAGCUCAGGCCUCAGUCCGGUUCGCAAUGUCCGGCCUGGUUGUGCCCCCUAUGUAAAUAAAUGCACUUUUAGAAAAAAAAAAUCUCAAGCACCAAUCGACUCACUACCACUUCCCUGGACUGUCCCUUGUAGCACCCAGCAGCAAUGCUGGUGCAUUGUAUAGUAAGCAGCAUAUUGUCUUUUUAACAUGAAGGAAGAAGAAAAGGAAAAAAACAAAACGUUUUUUUUUUUUAAGGACUUGGACUUAAAACACGGAAGGAUUUCUCACUAUGGAUAUUUUUUUUGUCUGAGGGAAUUUUUUUGUCUUACUUUUUUUGUCUUUAUUUGAUCAACAGUGAAGAGGACACGAGACAAGUGUUUAUUUUAUAUACCUGGUGGUUGAGGUUUGACCUUGGCUACGGCUAGAGGUCAAUUCAGCCAUUCAUUCAGUACUGGAAGAUACUCUGUGGACUCACCAUUCGGUUGUAUAGUAAAACAAAAAAUAACUGAUGUAUUGUACAGUACGUUUGAACUUAUUUGCCUCAGAAAUUGUUUUAUGUUUCAACUCUCUUUGAAUAGAUUCACAGUUGUGUGUCUUUAUAAUGUGACUUUUUUGUAUUUUUAUGUGUGAGAAAAAUAACCAAGGGCCAAGUUUGAAUUUCAACUGGAAAAAUAUAUGGAAUAUAUAAUGUAGAAAAACCGAUCACAAAUUACAACAAAUACACGUUAAGGGGUAGGGAAGCUGGGCGGGUAAGUUUGUAUCAUGUUUCAUUCCUGCAUUUUAAAUUAAAUUUUGUAAUUUAUUGUAGCUAGAACUCAUCUUCAAAAAAAAAAGAAAAAAAAAGAAAAACAAACAAAAUACAAAUGAAAAAAAAUCUCUUUGAGUCAACAAAGCACACUGAUGUGUAUAAAACACUUUGCUGUGUUGAUAAAACCGAUGUACUUCUACGUCUAGAGCUUCCUUUUAAGCAAGUGUGUUUUGUCAUGUUUUCCACUUUUUUGCUAGCACUGUAUAUUAAUGCAUUCCUAGGCUACUGUGAAGUUUCUUGUUGACAGAGGUCGCAGCCUCCUCCUCUUCCUCCUCCUCCUCGCUCCAAAAUCCCGUAUGUGUUUUCUAUGUGGUUAUAAAAAUUGUAGACUAUUGUGAUAUUGCCAAACUUGUGCUAAAUAUUUAUACAUCUGUCCUUUUUCCAUGUUCUUUUAGAAAUCGACAAAACUUUGAAAAAACGUAACAUUGAAAUCCAUUUCAGAUUGUAGGUUUAUGGUAGCUCAUCGUCAUCUUUGCGUUCCAAUACACACUUGCGCUCACUGAGGGAAAUUUUGUAACAUAUCAACUAUAAAUAAUGUAUUUAUCUCCGAAAUUUUGUAUAUUGCUUUUCAUUAUGUAUGUAUUAAUCGUCAUGCCCUUGGUAUAGUGAUGCAGCACAGAUACUCCAGCCAAGAACUGUUGCCUUCAUUUCGUUUUGUUUUCCCUUUUUUGUAUUUGAUGAACUGCAAUGUCCAUAUAUUUCACGUGUAUCCUCGAAAAAAAACUACUUGUUUCACUCUGUCAAGACUCUCUGUCCAAUUUUGAAAAAAAAGGGGUGGGGGGGAAGUCAAACUUCAUUGUUUAUUUUUAUAUUGAUUUUAAAUUAUCUAUACAGGCCAUUUUGGAGAAAAAAAACUUUGUUGGUUGUAUUGUCAAAUAAAUUGUUUGUGACCCAUAUGAUAGUUGUUAAGAUCCAAUAGACUAAUGUGCAUGAGGGAAACAACCUUGGAGGGGAACAUGAACUCACUCCCAUCUGUGGUUGUAAAAUCUUUCUGUUUUUGUAGACUUGUAUGGAGGCCAUUUUUACUCACCAAGUAUGACUCUGCCACAAUAGCUUAACAUGUGUUUACAGGGAAAGAAAACGUCAAAAAAUGCCACAGUUUGGAAUGAAACCCAGAAAUGAGUGAUGAGUGAAAGUGAUGUUUUAUUAAAAGUUUUCAGUAAAAAACAACAACACACACAGUAGUUCCUCUCGAAUGUGGAAUUCUUGCUGGCUGAAAAACUGGCAACAAAAGAGAAAGCAAAGCCUGAUUCACGACACGGACGACGAAGAAGGAUUAGCCAGUGAUUUGUCUAACGGUAGUAGUGUUUAGACUUUACCACAUUACUGUUACUGCAACCUAACGGACGUGUAAUACCCAUUAAAAGUUGAGAUUUCUCUUA
Molecule: messenger RNA, 4451 nt
Organism: Gadus morhua (Atlantic cod)
Lineage: Eukaryota; Metazoa; Chordata; Actinopteri; Gadiformes; Gadidae
Product: transcription factor COE3
Exons: 16
Coding region: 604-2337 (577 amino acids)
Biological process (GO): regulation of DNA-templated transcription
Molecular function (GO): DNA binding; DNA-binding transcription factor activity
Source: RefSeq, a predicted model, not a curated record